AUGUAGAGAUGAAGAAAUAAAAGAUACCUUCUCAUCCACACCCUCUCUCUCUCUCUUUCUCUCUCUCUCUCUACUGUUUUCAUAUGUAUGGCUUCUUUCGAAUCUUGUUGUUCUCAGCAACAGUCGAUGUUUUUAUUGUAAAAGCUUUUGGAUUUUUGGAGCUCUACCAAUUUCAUAGGUUUGGGAAUUGAAGAAAAAGAAGAAGAAGAGAGGCAUGAUGAAUUUGGAGUGAAGAAAGCUUUUUGAUUGACCUUUGUGUAAUAGGUUUCAUCACUUUUUGUGAAACUUCUUUUUCCCAAUUUAGGGUUUUCUUUAAUCUCCAAAUAAUAUUUGAUCAUUGCCACUUUAGAAAUCAUUGAAAAAGAAAAGCUGAAUUUUCUUGACUCUUUAAAAGGUAGAGGUAGUAGUAGUAGGCCUUUUAGAUUCACAUACACCACAAAAAUUUUUAAAAAAAAUUAUUUAGGAAGGGAAAAAAAAUGUUACAAGGCAAUGAUUCUAUGUCGAAUUUAACUUCGGCGAUAUCGAAUGAAGCAAGCAUCAAUUCGAGCUCAAAUGGUAAUGAAAUGGUUGGAGGUACAAUCCCACAGCAGCAUAUGUACAACCCCUCACAGCCUCCUCCCAACAAGAGGAGAAGAAACCUACCUGGCAAUCCAGAUCCGGACGCGGAGGUGGUGGCGCUGUCGCCACACGCGCUGAUGGCGACGAACCGGUUCGUGUGCGAGAUCUGCAACAAGGGCUUCCAGCGGGAGCAGAACCUGCAGCUGCACCGGCGGGGCCACAACCUGCCUUGGAAGCUCAAGCAGAGGAGCAGUAAAGAUGUGGUGAGGAAAAAGGUGUAUGUCUGCCCCGAGCCGAGCUGCGUCCAUCAUGACGCGGCUCGGGCCCUGGGGGACUUGACUGGGAUAAAGAAGCAUUUCUUUAGGAAGCACGGCGAGAAGAAGUGGAAGUGCGAGAAAUGCUCGAAGCGGUACGCUGUCCAGUCCGAUUGGAAGGCCCAUUCCAAGAUAUGCGGCACCCGUGAGUACCGAUGCGACUGCGGUACCCUCUUUUCCAGGCGCGACAGUUUCAUCACGCACAGAGCCUUCUGCGACGCCUUAGCCGAAGAGAGCUCCAGAGCCAUCCCCCAAACAGGCCCUAACCAUCAUAACCCCCAAAUCCACCCCUUCCAAAACCCUAAUUUCCCCCAACUCAAGCAAGAAACCCUAAAUUUCACCCUCCCUCCGUGGCUCUCCGUCCCGGAAAACCCCUUCCCCGAGACCCCCAGCCUCGCCUUCUCAGCCGCAGCGCCGUCGCUGAUGUCAGCGACGGCCCUGCUCCAGAAGGCGGCGCAGAUGGGGGUUGCAAUGAGGGGGAAAAUGCCCUACUUGGGGCCGGACCACGAGGACCAGACUAAUAUCCUCGCGGCCCGGCCCCAUCAUCAGAUGGGCGGCGGACAGGGCUUCAGUGCGGCCUCGUCCGCGGCCCUGGCGCCUCGGGACGAGUUUGCGGCCGCGUACGAGAAUAUGGCGAUGGCGGCCGCCUCGACGAGCGGGUUCCAAGGGUUUGAGGAUAGUUUCAAUGGGAUGUUCAAUGGGAAGAGGAAUUUGGAGAGCUUUCAACAAGGCAGUGGCGGACGAGGCGGCGAAGACGGGAUGACGAGGGAUUUUUUAGGGUUGAGGGCGUUCCCGCAUAGGGAUUUUAGCAAUAUGGCUGGGCUUGAUCAAAUGGGGAGUUCGACGACGUCGUUUGAUCAUCAAAAUCAAGGGCCAUGGCAAAGUUGAACAAUGGUUUGGAUUUUGUACUAUUGUUUUCGUGUGUCCCUAUUUAGGGAGGGAUUUUGGUUGGUUUAGUUUUGAUGUUUUUGUUGUGUUAAUUUGUUUGAAUUUUGGAAAUAACUCUAAGAAGAGAUAGUUAAA
This is a messenger RNA of Salvia hispanica, 1895 nucleotides long. RefSeq names its product protein indeterminate-domain 7-like. The record is from RefSeq and is a predicted model, not a curated record. Lineage: Eukaryota; Viridiplantae; Streptophyta; Magnoliopsida; Lamiales; Lamiaceae. Gene Ontology annotation, molecular function: DNA-binding transcription factor activity. Gene Ontology annotation, cellular component: nucleus.